AUGAUUGCCGGGAUGGAAGACGCGCUGGACAAACUCAACUCUAUGUUGAUGGGCGGAACGGUGCCCACGCAUAAGAUCAUGAAGGAAUUCGAAAAGAUGUUUGGCUUCUCAGUACCUUUAGACAAAGGAGGAUUUAGACAAGUAGAGGACGCUCUACGAUCACGAACGGAUCUGUUCGAGCUGAGAGGGUUAAACUGGCAUGCAAUACCAACAAGUUCAACAGCAAGGCUGGCCAAAGAGAUCGAUCUUUCUCAACGAGGAGGUCGUGGAGGCGAACGAAGUGGUGGUGGAGGCGUUGGGGGACGAAAUGGUGGUGGGGGUGGAGGAAGAGGCAACAGAGUAGGUGGAGGCGGAUAUCGGGGUGGUAGUCGUGGUGGAGGUGCCAGUUUUCACGGAGCAUCGUUUGCUAGAGUGCCCCAAACUGCUCCAAACAUCCCCCAGACAUUUUCGAAGAAUUCUACAUACCGCGGCGGUGACGCUGACAACACAUCGAAUGACUGGAAAACAUCCCAACGAUCCUUGACAUCAUCUUUCCACGAUUACAAUUAUUCGUCGACUAAAAAUGAUCGCUAUGACAGUGAUUACCGCAAUCACGAUCGCAAUGAAUACAAUUCGAGGAACUACAAUCGAGCAAAUGACCGAGAGGACUAUUCAAGAAGUCCCGAGAAUAGGGAGAAUGACUAUCGACGACAGAGCAAUUAUACUGAUCAACACAAUAACCGAUAUCACGAUGAUCGGAGAAGUUACCGAGAUGAUGCUCGCAACUACGGAAAUCAAAGCGACAAUUAUCGGGAUUAUGAACGUCGAGACUUUGAUGAAACUCAAGACUAUGAUGGACACCGAGACUAUAAUAGACAUCGUGACUAUGAUGAUUAUCCCCAGAGCCAUGGUCAAAAUGAUUAUCAGUCUCGAGACACCACUUACUACAAUGAAGCCAGCUCAUCAAAGGAUUAUCGGGAUGAUCGUUCGCAAGACCAUUGGGAAUCCGAUGACAGACGCGAGUACUACAAUGAUUAUGCGCCACAAAAUCACCAACAACAAUCAGCCGUCCCGCCACCUGGUUUAGCGGCGGUCCGACCUCCACCAGGAUUUGAACCAAACGGACAAGAAGGGAGACAAUACGAACGAUCUCGUGCGAGCAGCGAAACGACAUCACAGACUCCAUCAAUCACUCCAUCAAUGGUCCUUAAUCUCAUAGUUGAUUUGUUCAAGGGACGUUCGAAAAGGUUGAGCUUCGCCGAAUUGGAUGCGCUCUUUGAACAGAAAAACAAUUCAAUUGCCAAAAGCAUUGCUGCUUACAAAGAAGCUCCUACUCUGGAGCUCUUCGUGAAAAAGUUCAUUCACAAAGCCGAAGACAAACUACGCAUCGAGGGAGACUUUCUAUAUUCACUCAAAAUCCAUCAUUCACCCGAACCCGAAUCUAUCAUUCACCCGAACUAUCGGCAAGAUUGGUGGAACUUCUACGUUCAGCUUCAUGAAUACCUGGGAACUGAACCAGUGCUAAUGGCAUCUUUGUUGGCGAAUUUGUCAAAUCAUGCCGAUCAACAACAAAAGUUCAAAAUUGCGCUGAUCAAGGUGUACAUGAGACCGGAUUUAUUGUCAAAGGGUCUUUGUCGGUCGUUUUACUUUACGGUCGAGAAAAAACCUGUUGUGAUUCAAGCUCUCGGAGAAGCACCAAAUGAGGAUAUCUACCGAGAAACUGUGAUGUUCAUGCCGGAGUUGUUACCCGAGGAUCGACCAGCCCUCCAAUUUCUGAGAUCGGCCGAUCGAACUCCGGUGGAUCCAGCUCCAUCAGUGAAAAGUGGUACUCCCUCGUAUUGCUCAGCUAUUACUUCUCCGACGAUUGAACAAAUGCAAGAUUAUGAGAAAGCCAUCCCACCUCUUCAACAAAACGAUGAACUGCCCCCUAUUAUCAAUGAGCGGAUACGCCAUGAACUCGUUCCGGGAAACGAUGAGGCCAAAUUCAACCAGUAUGAAGGAAAAAAGAUUCGUAUUAUGGGCCCUCUAACAAGUCUAGACGAGUUUUGGGUCAUUUUCGAAGAUGAUGAGGAUACGUACGCAACGAUGCGAGAGGAUGUUGAAGCGGCGUGGAAAAAGCCGGUGCCGUCGCUCUACAGCCUGUGGCGAGAGAAUGAUGCGGCGAUCUACCGUGCCGACGGUCGGGGCAAAUCUACAGGGUACCACAGGGCAAAUCUUCGCAAGACUCCAAAUAGGGAAGGGGUGGAAAUUGAAUUGGUUGAUGCCGGUGGCCGCAAAUUCGUCCCACUCAGAGACAUCACUCCACUACCCAGGGAUCUCAGCAUUCAACCGGCGAUUGCUUUACGGUGUGGAGUCCUACCGUUCAGCAUCACCGAUCCGGACAGAUAUCGCUCUAUUAUGAAAGAGGUGGAAGAGAUGCAAGCGCUUCCUGAUUACUCGUUGACGCUCUCAAAAAUUCAAACGUUCACGGAUGAUGGUCGUUUCAUCGUCGAUAUCUCAAUCAAUAAUAACGAAGAUUUGAGAAAGAAAUUUUUCAUGGACAAGGCCAUCCAACGGCUCAACAUGCCUCUUUGCCUCUUUGAGAAA
Messenger RNA from Mesorhabditis belari, 2565 nucleotides. The record is from the annotation of a GenBank genome assembly. Lineage: Eukaryota; Metazoa; Nematoda; Chromadorea; Rhabditida; Rhabditidae.